Messenger RNA from Halichondria panicea, 725 nucleotides. RefSeq lists its product as uncharacterized. Gene Ontology annotation, cellular component: plasma membrane. Gene Ontology annotation, biological process: angiotensin-activated signaling pathway. NCBI's taxonomy places the organism in Eukaryota, Metazoa, Porifera, Demospongiae, Suberitida, Halichondriidae. The transcript has 8 exons. The record is from RefSeq and is a predicted model, not a curated record. The coding region runs from base 110 to 613 and encodes 167 amino acids.
GUUCCAAGAUCAUGUGCAGUCUCCACCGGCCACCAGCUUGUAACUGUCUAGCUACCUCUCUUGAAUUAAUUGUGUACUUAUAUAGACAGAGCCAUAUUCAAGAGUGAAGAUGUCCUCAAGAAAGGAAGCUAUCCUGGCUGCUGCUCUUCCCGUGCUGCCAAUCCUGAUACCACUGGGGGUGCACUUUGUGCUUGUUUCAUUUGUGUUCCUGUAUGUUGGAGGUACUGUCUGGCUGCCAGCGUACAGUUUUGUUCACCUCAUUCUCUUCCUGGUGGGUUUGUGGGCCUGUCAAGAUAAGACCUCUGUCAUUGCAGCCAUUGCGCUGGUGGUGGUGAUCGUAUUCAGUGGACUCACCGAUAUUAUUCAGUUGGGGCUGUAUUUCCCUUCCUUCGAGGAGGCCAAUGGCAAUGGAGGGAGUCAGGGUGCACGUACAUGGCAGUUUUCUGCAGCGAUGUGCAUUUUUAAUCUCCUGUUUAAGCCUGUGUCUGCUGCACUGGUGUGUGUGGGCGUGUACUUCAGGAGUGGAGGACGCCUUCCUGGAGUACUAGGAGGAGGGGGAGCUGGUGGAGAUUCAUACAACACCAUACAUGGAUCUGAUGAGACUAAUGAGUAAACGAAAGACAAUAGCUGCUUAGAUUCAGAUAAUAUGUUUUUGAUUUAUGCCAUUUGUAAACUGAUGUUAAGUGUUUAGCAUUCACUUUGCUAUCAAAACAGAAUUGACAUUA